CAGACUAGAUUGAGUCAUGGAGUCAAUGGCAGAAAAGAGAAAAGCCAAUCUUGGCUGCGAGGGGAGGACCUUUCCGAUGUAGUGUCAGCAACUCCAUUGAACCUUCUUGAGGCAUGUAAGGCGCAGAACAGAAUCAGUAUUCUAUUGUUUGGGAGUGGAGUUGAUGCAAGGGGAGCACGUGCAAGCAGAUGAGAUUGUCAUGGAACAACGCAAAGCCACGAACUCGCUCCGGCCCUGUCACCGAUCGCAGGCAGGCUCAGUGUCAAUCUACUCACGUACUUGCUUACAAUAUCACAAACAAAGAAGUAAAGAACAAUCUUGUCACUUUGCCAUAAAGGAGCAGGAGGGCCCUGCGACGACGAUCGAGCCCUUGGCUGACGUGACUUGUGCAACUCUCUAUGUUUCACCUUUUUGGUCUGUAAUAAGUGAGAACCCGGAAAGUACACCAGAGCCCGAGCAGGACAAUGCAGUGCUGAGCGAUGGACGUCCGCAGCCAGCCAGCCCGGUCGGUCGCUAUUUUGGUCUUUGGGUCUUUGCUGUUGGUUGGUUUGUUUGUUUCUAGGCUUUGGGCAAUUUGGGACCUCGGGUCGCGUCGGGUCUCGCUGGGAAGUGGGAGGUGGGAAGUUGGAACGAAGUUGGACGAAACCGUGAUGGUGACGAGCGCCCAAAUCCGGGGCGAGCACGUUCGGCGACGAGAAUCUCUCGUCAUCAUGCCUCACCCAGAGCUGCUCCCUUCGCCGGGCUUCCUCCUUCCUCCGAUCUCUUGCAUUCAUGUGCCUGUCUUGUUCGUUACAUAGAAAUGUCUUGUGGACGAAGGUAUGGUACGUUUUGUUGGUCAGUUGUGCUGUGGAUGUAUGUACCAGGGGAGUUGUGGUGCACCAGGACAACCCUAAUGCUCCAUUCGAGAAAGAGGCAAACUACUUGGAGAAGAAAGAAUUGCAAUUGGGAAUCGGUUGUAAAGGGAGCAGGAGAGCUCUUCCUUGGAGAGCGGUUAUCUUAAAAUGAAGGAGCGGUUAAAAUCGUCAUCGGCAACAACUCCAGCCAACAUCGAGCUAGCUUCCGCUGGCUGGGCUCGGCCGGACUUGAGGAGCGGAAGGAGGAGGAGGAGGAGGAGUGUGGUGUCUGAAAGAGCGUAGAGAAAACGGUAGAAAGAGGUAAGAAUAUGAUUGAGCAGUUGCUGCUGCUGCUGCUUCUUGUAGUGGUAGGCAGUAGAUGAUUUUGCUUGUCCCCAUUCGCUAAUAUCGAUGCGGAGAUCAAAAGAGGCCAGCUAAUGCGUCCUGGCCCCACCUUGCUUAAUCUUUCAGACCAACGAAGAACGCUAGAAAGAUUCCCAACAGCUCAUACAAGCGCUACUUUUCGCGAGGUCUUAAAAGCUGCAAUUGAUUGAAAAGAUAAAUGAUCUCUCGUACCAACUGCUUUCACUACAUAAAUCAGAAAAGUUCAGGAUUCCUCUGUGUUGCGAUACUCUACUAGUUGAAUAGGCACCUUGCAGUUGAACCCCACGGCUGACUGCCUUCCAGAACUUGUCGUUUGGGAACGAACAAGCAAAAAGCAUCCCAAACUGCAAGAGGUAUGCACAAGCAGCACCACCGACCCCUGCUUCUUAUCAAAAGCGUAGUUUCUAACCUUUUUUGCUCCAGGUCGCGUUCUAUUCCGAGCUUACCUACUCUAUUCCUUAAUUUCCUUCAAAGUCUCAAGAUGCAUUGAAACCCGCCCCCCGACGUCAGCCAUGGACCGAACGAGGAUCGAUUCGGGAGAAAGCAAUAUUUUCCGGAGCCCAAACAAUAUCAACAUCGACUCCAUUUCCAUACAUUAUUGACGAAAGCCUGCGCGGAAAGGUGGAACAAUCCAAUGUAGCGAAACGCCCAGCAGUGUAGUGAAAUGGCCAACAUCGAACGCCAAGACCCCAGAUCGUACAGCUACUGUUGCAAGCCACAGCAAUGCUGGUGUUUGUCUGUACAAGAAGCGUGGCGACAAAUGAUUGCAGGCCAUCGCUUCAACCCCAUCUAGGAACAGCCCCUACCAUUCUCUCUCUCUCUCUCUCGGUAGCGUACUGUGUACAGUAUGUCUAUCCUGGAGGAUUUUUGAUAACGGUACACCUGGAUUGCACAUGCUAUUCGAGGCUCGCAGAAUAUCCAACAUGUGCUCAGGGCCUCAGGCAGAUGACACACUUAAGGCCUCCUCCUCGUCCGCAAUCAUGCUGCAGAUGGCAAUGUCGCUCGUCCAUUCGACGUUAUCGCCUCGUAGAAUCGUACACACUUCGAUGCGCUCGACCUCGACCUUCACCUUCUGGUCUACGUACGAGAUGCGAUUCGGAUUCGGAUUCGGUUCUACGUAGCUCCGGAUGCUCCGUGAUUGUGAUGACCGGGCGUAUGCUGUGGAGGCUUUGGCCCAAUUCUGAAUCGUUUCUCGUGCAUGUUUUAACCUCAUCGAGCUCCUGUGCAGAUAUGUCUCUAACAUUCUUGCACGCUGCUCGCCAUGUGGCACAUGGCCCAGUUCGCCCCGUCUAAUACGAGCAUGGGUUGCGUGCGAAGCUUCUCCUUUGAGCCCCAUGUCGCGAGCGCACCGGAGCAGAUGGCGACUUAUAUUAUCAUGUCCUGUACUCUUUGUGGCCAGCAUUAUUGUUUUGAAGAUGGUGUGCCCACUCUAUGUUCUACGUUCGUUCUCAGAGUUCUAUAUUCAUAAAUUCAUGUACACAAAUGUUUUCUUCUAUUUAUUUCGCAUGUCGCAUCGCAAACGACC
Messenger RNA from Marchantia polymorpha subsp. ruderalis, 2742 nucleotides. Lineage: Eukaryota; Viridiplantae; Streptophyta; Marchantiopsida; Marchantiales; Marchantiaceae. The record is from the annotation of a GenBank genome assembly.